Molecule: messenger RNA, 2177 nt
Organism: Paralichthys olivaceus (Japanese flounder)
Lineage: Eukaryota; Metazoa; Chordata; Actinopteri; Pleuronectiformes; Paralichthyidae
Product: synaptogyrin-3-like
Cellular component (GO): neuromuscular junction; synaptic vesicle membrane
Source: RefSeq, a predicted model, not a curated record
GCGGUAAACGCGCAGCAGCCUGCGCUCUGCUCGCGGUGACGCGCUGUGACUUCACUCGGAGCUGGAGGAGGAGGACGCCGCCGCUCCGCUGCUCUCUCACCACCUCGUCUCCUUCUCUCUGCGGGCGUCAGGCUGCACACACCCGGCGGGAUGGAGCCAGCGGGCGCGUACGGCGCCGGGAAGGCCGGGAGCGUCGCCUUCGAUCCGGUCGCUUUCUUCACGCAUCCCCGGACCGUCCUCAGACUGAUGUCGUGGGUUUUCUCCAUUGUGGUGUUCAGCUGCAUCGUGAACGAGGGCUACAUCAACAUCGGCAGCGAGCGUUUGCUCUGCGUCUUCAACAACAACGCCGACGCCUGUAACUAUGGUGUCACUGUGGGCGUGGCCUGUUUCCUGGGCAGCAUCUGUUUCCUGAUCCUGGACGUCUACUUUCCCUCCAUCAGCAACAUCCGGGACAGAAGACGUGCCGUCCUGCUGGACCUCGUCUUCUCCGGCAUUGCCAGCUUCCUGUGGUUCGUUGGCUUCUGUUUUCUGGCCAAUCAGUGGCAGGCGACCUCUCCAGAUGAGCUGCCAUUGGCCCAGGGCUCCGACGCCGCCAGAGCCACCAUUGCUUUCUGCUUCUUCUCCAUCCUCUCUUGGGGUUAUCAGUGUCUUCUGGCUAUGAACACAUGUAAGAGCCUUUCCUUCAUGGAGGACAAGCAGUGGCUGCUGCCUAAGACCCUUCCUUCUGUCUCUUUAUUCUAACAUAAGAUUGUUUUAAUCCUGUGGUAAAGUACUCUGAUAUUCUUCAUAAGAGAAUUCAUAGCAUGAGUCAAAGAACAAAAUCAAUGUUCUUUUAACUUUGGAAACUUUUUGGGGAAGUCUAGUGGGUUUAAGGAGUUCAACUCAGCCUGUGAAAACAUGUUUAAUGUCCUCUUGCCUUCUAAAGUCUGAGAAAAUCUUCUGAGUGGUUUCACAACUGUUGAUCGAUUCUAUGCUUGGAGACUUUACUGUUUUUUGAUCAAAAAUAAAUGUGUUACAAAAAGGGAAUGGAGCUUGAAAGAUGAGGGGUUUACCAGGCAAAAUUGCUGUUUAGUCUCAGUACGGGAAAUUCAGGAUCCAGACUUUGUGAGUUUGACACAAUAGCUACUCAGGGUCAGGAUGGACUGACCUUUGCUCCUGAGUCCAACAUGUGAAAGUACAGAACUGACUCAGUUGACUUUUCUUUUAACCACAAAAGUUUAUUCAGUCCUUCUUUCCUGUUUGUGUAACUGCACUAAAACUGCACGUGAGCUUUUCCACUGCAGGAACUUAAGAAGACAGGACAUACUGUUCUGUAUCUACAUUGCAGAUGAGUUUCUAGAACUCAAUUUCUGCAGGGCUCAGGGGGAAGGGGUAUCUUAUUAACCUUUGAUUAACAAGUAAAUAAAUCGAAUUGACGCAUAACAAUGUCAAGCGACUUCAUUUUCCCUGUGCUGCAGCGUGGCGUUCCUUCCAGCUGACGCUAUUAAGAUAGUCACUCAACAAAUCAGAAAAUAAUGUCACCUCUGCUGCAUCGCUGAGCCGGUGUCAAAUAUUACAUGAGGUUUAUACCCUGCUGCAUGUUUACGCUAUGACUGGGCUCUCUGGCCAACAAGUUUCAAAUCUCAUCAAGGGUUCAAACACAGAUUUAUAAGUGACCACAAGCUAAUAAGAUCACAGGCUUAUCAAUAAAUAAAAUAGUCUCUAUCUUAUAAAAGCCAAUAUUUUGUAUAUAAAAUACUUAUCUGAAAAAUAAAUUCAACUGCAAGAUAAAUUGAGUGAGGAGGAUAAAGGUACAUUUGCUAACAGAAUGUAGCAGAGUUUAUAGGUAUAAAGGGGCAUGAAAUGUAGAAGUUCCUUAAAAUUGUACUUGAAUACAGUAGAGAGAUGAUAUUUGUCGGGAUGGGUUCGGUCACGCUGGCUGGGCUCAGUCAUUUUUUCUGUAAUCUGUGAAAAUGUCAGACUUGGGUUUGAGAGUUGGGCUUAGGUAGAUUUUUCUUGGUCGGGUUGGACAGAAAAUGGCGUCCCUCACCAUGUGUUUACCUGCCAAACUAAGAUGGUGAACGUCAGACACAUCAUGUUUGCAUUUUUCAAAAGUGGUGCAACACUAAUCUGAUAUUUGCUUUGUAAAUAAAUCAGUGUGUAACUAACAGCCUCUGCUAACGCGUGUGUUUGUGUUA